Molecule: messenger RNA, 1882 nt
Organism: Suillus subalutaceus
Lineage: Eukaryota; Fungi; Basidiomycota; Agaricomycetes; Boletales; Suillaceae
Product: major facilitator superfamily domain-containing protein
Exons: 16
Coding region: 390-1856 (488 amino acids)
Biological process (GO): transmembrane transport
Molecular function (GO): transmembrane transporter activity
Source: RefSeq, a predicted model, not a curated record
AUCAUUAUCAUCAACGCUUCUUUUUUUUAUUCUCUCACCUUUGACAUCUAGUCUUAGCACUAACAAUUACUGUGGAUUGCCACUGGAUCUCACUGCUGCUUGAUCAGACCUCCUACGGGAACGGUGAUAUGAUGAAGCAUCUUCAGCAACAUGCAAUGCGUAUGAUUAACGUUUAACUCCCGGGUUUCUGCAUAAGUCGACAGUUCGUGCACCUGGCAGUGGAGCUCUCGCUUCCUAAACCGUUUAGGCGCUAUGAGCGAGAGAAUAAAAAGAUCUCCGGGAAAAGUUCAUAGAACGGCCGCCCUGCUUCAGAACUUGUAUCGCUUGCCUUUAAAUUUGCGUUCGAUUUGCGUUUCGUGUUCUUAUUACUGAGCAUUAUCCCUUGAAAUAUGUCCGCCGCUCACGAGAAAUCUGAUGCUGCGGUGGAAGAGAAGCAAGUCGCUCUCGGUUAUAACGUCUUGUCUCAAGUCAGUCAUGCAGAAGGCGUCGGGAGGGACUAUGAACUCAAGUGUAAUCUCAUCAAUAGAUGUUUUCAAGAAGAGAUUGGCUUUGGUCGCUACCAAUGGCAGCUUUUUGUUAUUACUGGUCUAGGAUGGCUCGCAGACAAUCUCUGGCUACAAGGUUUGGCGAUUGUUCUUCCCCAGGUACAACAGGAGCUUAAUCCGGUUCGGGUCGAGUACGCUGUCCUGGCAGAGUUCGCUGGAUUGAUUGUUGGCGCCACAACAUGGGGCAUCAUGGCUGACCUUAUCGGAAGACGAUUAUCUUUCAAUAUUACACUCUUUCUCGCCGGUCUCUUUGGAUUGGCAGCAGGAGGUGCAUCGAAUUUUGUGACAUUUUGUUCCCUUAUAGCAUGCAUGGGCUUUGGAGUCGGCGGAAAGUGCUGGACUUUAACUCUUCUAUCGGUCUGGUGGGCGUUAGGACAAUUGGUAGCAUCUUUGAUCAGUUGGGGUUUCAUUGCCAACUUCUCCUGUAACCCGUCGAUACCAAGUGGCCAGUGCGCCAAAUCUGCCAACAUGGGAUGGCGAUACACAUUCGGGGCUUUGACGAUCUUGAUGUUCAUAUGCCGCUUCUUUGUGUUCGACGUGCAGGAGUCAUCGAAAUUUUUGGUGGCGCAAGGUCGUGACGAAGAAGCCAUCAAGGUCUUGGGACACAUUGCAAAGCGUAACGGUAGAACUAUUACGCUCAAACUCGAAGAUCUGCAGGCAAUAUCUGGUGACACAACGUCCAAGCCAGUACCGAAUUUGUCGACUAACGUCCGGAAUGCCUUUUCUGGAAUGUCGCUCUCGCAUAUCCGUCCGCUCUUUUCUAGCAGGCGCUUGACGAUUAACACGAGCCUUAUCAUCGUCAUCUGGGGAUUAAUUGGCAUCGCAUACCCACUCUUCAAUGCCUACCUCCCACUUUAUCUUUCCGCAGAAGGUUCAGCAUCCGGUUCGUCAAGCGUGAGCGAGACAUAUCGCAACUACUCGAUCGUAUCCGUCCUUGGCGUCCCCGGGUCUCUCAUUGCCUGUGCGACGGUAGAUUAUACUCGUGGCACUGGUCGGUGGCACAUAGGGGGACGGAAACUUGUGUUGGCUGUGUCGACCAUGCUGACUGGACUCUUCCUCUUCUUGUUCACAACGAGUAAGACGACAGCUGCAGUACUCGGAUAUUCUUGUGCUUCAGGUCUUACCCAGUGCAUGUAUGGAGUCUUGUAUGCGUAUGCUCCUCUCAUCAAGAUUGCCACAACACCGCUCAAUGGCAGUGUAUCAGCAAACACGGCAAAUGGUCCUGUCUUUGUAUCUGCUGCGUUAUUUAUGGUUGCAGCCGUCUUGACGGUAUUGCUUCCUAUCGAAACUGCGGGUAAGAUGGCUUUAUGAGUCUCAUGUACACGACAUAUUCCAAU